GUGUGAAGCAGUCCUGAAGCCUGAGUUGCAGAGCCUUUCGGAGCCAUGGCUUCCCCGGCCCUUCCGGAGGUUUCGCCGAUUCUCCCGGUCCCCUCGUUCGGCGAGAAACAAAGGCAUUUCUCCUCUUCCUCCAGGCUGGAGCACCCUUCGGACAGUAAGCUCAGCAACGGACUCGAGCAGGGAAAUCACUUCAUAUAUGUGGAUCUUAAUCAUGUGACCAAAUUGCUUGAAGAAACCGACUCAAUUAUAGAAGAACAAAUCCAAGCAUGUCAGAAGGUUGCAAAGCACUAUGAAUAUGGAAUUCCUUUGAAUGAUUUAGCACACAUCUCUAAAAUUUUAAACUUAUGUGUGGAGAAAAUUCAGCUGGACAAUGUUUUUAUAGAAACUACAUGUGAAAUUCUUAAAUUAUAUGGGUUACCAUUUUACAAAAAGAAGUUAUCUGAUGAAGGAAAGUAUGCUAAAGAAGUUCAAGAAUCAAUUGCACAAUUGGGUUACUUGAUCAGAGUGCCAUGUUCUCAAAUAAGAAUACAAAUAUGUAAGUGUAUUAUUAGCUUUUACCAUGCUGAUCUAUCAGUAAAAGAAUUUGAAGGUUAUCAACCUACAAGUGCAAAUUAUAAAAAGCAGAUUGUAGAAUUAGGAGGUUUAGCAGAGACUUUGGUUUUAUCGCUAACACUUGUUGAAAAUCAACUUUCUGAGAAAUUAUGGAUCAUUAAAACUUUGCAACAUCUUUCUAUUUCUGAAGCAAAUUGUAAACUUAUGAUGAAAGCUCAAGCACCAAGAAUACUAUGUUCUCAUCUGAAUGACAUUGACCCCUCUGGGCAAUUAUUAUUCCGUUCCUCAGAAAUCCUUUGGAAUUUAUUAGAAAAAACCUCCAAGGACCAAAUUAUCGACCAGCUCAGUAACUUGGAAUGUGUACAUGCUCUGAAGGAAGCAUUUACUAAUCUACUUAUACAUGGUUUCCGCCAUUAUGAUCGUCAGUUAAGAAAUGACAUUUUGGUGAUAGCUACCCUUGUUGCUCAGAACCCAGGAGCUCCAAUGAUCGAAACUGGAUUUGCCAAGCAAUUAAUACUAUUUGCCACUUUUGAUGAAGUGAAAAGUCAUAACCCUUUGGUAAAAGGUCUUAAGUUUACUUCCUGCUAUGAAGACUUUGAGCUGAAAAAGCUGCUGCUUAACAUGCUUACUGUACUAGCAAAAGAUUUAUGUUCUGUUCAGCUGUUGCAUGAGGGUAAGGUUAUACUGGCUUUGUUUCAUUAUUUAAAACCAAAUGAAAAGGGAGGAGCACUUGAUAUGUCUGCAGCACAGUAUGAAGAAUUACAGCUUCUUGCUAUUGCUACAUUAGCAACAAUGGCUCCCUUAUUGAUAGAAGACUAUAUGCUGUGCCAAGGAAAUACUCGCCUUCUGCUGUUUCUAGAAUGGUGUGUGAGCAAUGAUCCCUUCUUUACUCAAGGUAAUAGUUUCCAUGGUACAGGUGGUCGUGGCACCAAACUUGCACAGAUGCGCUUCUGCUUGAGAGUCCUGAAUCCAAUUGUAUCUCUCGGUGAUGAUGCUGUGAAUGUUGACCUUUGUGAUCAAGGGGCAAUUCAUCAACUGUUAGGUAUCUUAAAAACUACCACAACUAAUCAUAAAGAUUCCGCCCUUGUGAUGGAGAUUCAGAGUGAUCUCUUUCUUAUUUUGUCAACUCUUUGUGAAAGUAAUCUCCAUAGAAAGGAGCUCUUUGGAUGGGAAGGAGUGGAUACCCUUAUUCCAUUUAUGAAGAUAGAUGCCAAAAAUUUCUAUAGUGGAUUGGGUCAUAAUCGUCUUCUUUUCUGUGCUCUGGACUGCUUAUGGUGCUGUGUCAUGGGUUGCACUAUUUUGGAAGACUAUUUUCUUGAAAAAGAAGGUCUCUUCACUCUAUUAGAUUUGCUUUUAUUAAAUCAAAAGAAUGUAUGUAACCUAAUUCUUGGAAUAUUAGUUGAAUUUUGUGAUAAUCCUAAAACUGUAUCCCACAUCAAUGUUUGGCGAGGGAAAAAAGACCAAACAGCAGCUAAUUUGUUAAUAAACUUAUGGAGACAAGAAGAAGAAGAGAUGGGAGUGAAACAUGAUAAAGCUGGAAGAAUUGUUGAUACAAAGAAGCCACUAGUUGGCCAGUUCCAAAAAACACAAGAAAUAAUUCCAAUGCCUGCUAGCUGUCCCACUAUUGCUGUCAUGGAUGUUGCUGAAAAUAUGAGGGCAAAAAUUUAUUGUCUAAUAUGUAAAUUAGGUUUUGAAAACUUGCCUGGACUCUGUGCAAGGGAUUUUGUUACACUUGCUAUUAUACGCAGGUACCUAGACUUCAAGGUUGGUGAGAUCUGGGAUGAAGUAUGUGCAGAACUUAAAAAAGAAAAAUUUAGACCAGUGACACCUGAUCAGGAAGCAUUACAACUUAUUACUGAAGCCCUUGAAAACGUUGGAAAGAUUGUAGUCUCUCUCCAAACUGAGAUGCUAGAAAGCCAGCAGUUUCAGGAACUUCAGGAGGAGGAAAAAUGUUAUGGGAGGAUUCAUUCUCUCCAUAAACAAAAGGAAAUGGUCAAUAAAUCUUGGGAAAAUUUCUUAGCUCGCACAUCAAAUUAUGAGGCUCUGAAGAAAGCAAAAAGACUUCGAGAAAAAUCUAUAGAAAAUUCUAGACCAAAGAUGAAACACUAUAGUGCAACUUUCCAUCCAACUGACAUUAAAGGCCUAAAUACAACAGUUGCAUCCGGUCGCUUAGUAACAGUGGAAAGUACACCUUCUGAAUUAAUUGGAGGGCCACUAGCUGAUACAGAUCUUGCACUGAAAAAGCUUCCAAUUCGUGGAGGAGCCUUAAAAAAAAUUGAAGGAAUUAAAGUAAUAGAUUCAUUCAAGAAAAGUUCAGUAACUGUGAAAUAAAUGUUGUCCAAUACUGAUAUUGACAGUUUUGAAUAGCUCUGUGUAUAGAGUUUUAUUUAAUUUAUAUGUACAUCUUAAUGGUCUAUUUGGAUCAUCUGUGAGACUGGUAAAAUGUUCUCUUUAGACAGUAUAUACACAUACUUAGGGGUGCACAUAUACGUAUUCAAGUAUAAUAUUUUGAAAUAACAUGGAUGUCAUUAUUCUAACCAAUAAAUCUAGUACAUUAUGAAGAU
This is a messenger RNA of Protobothrops mucrosquamatus (brown spotted pit viper), 3116 nucleotides long. It is a transcript of the gene CFAP69, whose product is annotated as cilia and flagella associated protein 69. Gene Ontology annotation, cellular component: non-motile cilium; sperm midpiece. Bases 46 to 2883 code for a protein of 945 amino acids. Lineage: Eukaryota; Metazoa; Chordata; Lepidosauria; Squamata; Viperidae. Gene Ontology annotation, biological process: olfactory behavior; positive regulation of flagellated sperm motility; response to odorant. The transcript is spliced from 23 exons. The record is from RefSeq and is a predicted model, not a curated record.